Molecule: messenger RNA, 862 nt
Organism: Aspergillus piperis CBS 112811
Lineage: Eukaryota; Fungi; Ascomycota; Eurotiomycetes; Eurotiales; Aspergillaceae
Product: Tim10/DDP family zinc finger protein
Exons: 2
Coding region: 416-685 (89 amino acids)
Source: RefSeq, a predicted model, not a curated record
GGUUUGCGAUUGCGCGAGGUCCGUACUGGGGGCAUCUCUGGAUAUGUAGCCAACGAGACAAAAAUAAAGGCGGUUUUGCGUGAUUUCUCGAAAGAGGGACAGAAGUGAGUAAUGCGAAACCAAACACCGAAACCCUGUUGAUUUUCCGCAGCCCAAAGAAUGAUUUGCUCCACAAUAGAUAGAUGCGUUCGAGCGGCGGGCGCUACGAGCUUGCGGCCGCAUCUGCCAUGGCACACCGCCUUUAAUUCUUCUAGGCGUUUGAUUCCGAUGGUUGAGCAUCGUCAGAGACCAACCAGCAAACCAUCCCAUCUCCUACUCAAGACCUGUACUUAGCAUACUCGCGAUCCGUUCGUAAAACAACAUUCAUCAUUAAAUUCUACCUUUUCGGCCUUUUUCACAGAAAUCCAUCUUCACCAUGGACGCACAGACUCAGGUCGAUAUUAGCAAGCUGAAUGAUGCCGACAAGAACGAACUGAGCCAGAUGUUGGCAAACGAGCAACAAAAGGCCACGAUGCAGCAAACCGUCCAUUCGUUGUCCGAUAUUUGCUGGAAGAAAUGUAUCGCGGGAAAGAUCUCGUCAGGUCGCCUGGAACAAAAUGAGGAAACAUGCGCGCAGAACUGCGUUGAGCGGUGGAUGGAUUCGAACCUUGCGAUCCUGAAGCAUCUCGAAGCUCUUCGUGGAUAAGAUGUAUAAUCUUUGUCUUCUACUUUUUCAACGAAAAGCAGCGGGCUCUUGCAUAGAGCACGUCUGCCGUCACCUUGCAUGUAAACGGGUACCUCAUGUAUUAUAUCAAUCAUACCAAUAGAAAGGACGUGCUGGCUUUGCCACAUGAAAUAGCAUUGUGACCGUGCCGGAAGUUCA